Molecule: messenger RNA, 1913 nt
Organism: Habropoda laboriosa
Lineage: Eukaryota; Metazoa; Arthropoda; Insecta; Hymenoptera; Apidae
Product: sodium-independent sulfate anion transporter-like
Exons: 10
Coding region: 102-1913 (603 amino acids)
Biological process (GO): transmembrane transport
Cellular component (GO): membrane
Molecular function (GO): sulfate transmembrane transporter activity
Source: RefSeq, a predicted model, not a curated record
GGUACGAGGCGACGCAUCAAUCGGACUCGAAAUUAACGCGAUGUGCUAAUACGUUUGGUAUCGAGAGAAAAGCUAGAGACUCCGUUCGGAAGAAGACUCUAAUGAACAUGACUGGGUUCAAUUUUAAGAGGUUGCUGAAGAAUAGAAUUCCUGUUUUAAAGUGGUUACCCUUAUACAGGACUAAAGACGCGUUGGGCGACCUAGUUGCUGGUCUGACAGUGGGUCUGACCCUGAUUCCACAGGCGAUAGCGUACGCUGGAUUGGCAGGUUUAACGCCGCAGUAUGGUCUUUACAGCGCGUUCGCUGGCAGCUUCGUUUACAUAAUUUUUGGUACCUGUCGAGAAGUGAAUAUUGGUCCGACAGCAUUGAUCUCGUUGCUGACGUACACGUACGCUAGAGACGUACCCGAGUACGCUAUCCUCCUGUGUUUUUUGUCAGGAUGCGUUACCGUCGUUCUCGGAAUUCUCCGACUGGGAUUUCUGGUCGAGUUCGUUUCCAUUCCGGUCGUCUCCGGAUUCACUUCGGCCGCCAGCCUAAUUAUCGCCUGCAGUCAAAUAAAGAGUCUGCUCGGCUUGAGAAUACACGGGGAAAGUUUCAUCGAGAUUUGGAAGGAAUUGGUCAAUAAUAUUCACAGAACAAGGAUCCCUGACCUGAUCUUGUCGUGCUGCUGCAUUCUAAUUUUAUUGACCCUGAAGAAAUUGAAGGAUAUCAAGGUCCAGAAUGGAAUUUUGAAAAAAUCCAUCUGGUUCCUGGGAACAGGAAGAAACGCUCUGGUGGUGAUAAUGUGCGCCGUGGUGUCGUGUAUCUUUGAAAAUCGAGGAGGAGCGCCGUUUUAUCUCACAGGACACAUCGAAGCAGGAUUACCAUCCGUUAGGCCGCCACCUUUGUCCAGGAAUAUCGGAAACGAGACAGAGACUUUCGUCGAUAUGUGCAAAAAUUUGGGCACCGGUAUUAUGGUGGUUCCGUUGAUCUCUAUCAUUGGGAACGUAGCCAUCGCAAAGGCGUUCUCUCGAGGACAAUCUUUAGACGCAACUCAAGAGAUGUUAACACUCGGUCUGUGCAACAUCGUUGGAUCUUUUUUCCAAUCGAUGCCGGUCACCGGUUCCUUUUCCAGAAGCGCGGUGAACGACGCAUCUGGCGUAAGGACACCGUUGGGCGGCAUUUACACGGGUAUUCUAGUCAUUCUUUCUCUGAGCUUGCUCACGCCGUACUUCUACUACAUCCCGAGAGCAACUUUAAGCUCUGUGAUAGUUUGCGCGGUGAUAUUCAUGAUCGAGGUGAAGAUGAUACGGCCGAUAUGGAAGUGCAGCAAACGAGAUCUGAUACCAACGUUCGCGACAUUCUUCGCGUGUUUGUUCGCCGGUGUUGAAUUGGGGAUUGUAAUAGGCGUCACGAUUGAUCUGGCAAUAUUAAUUUAUUUCAACGCCAGGCCGACAAUAUAUAUCGAAUACAGAAAUACGCCUACGUUAAACUACAUCCUCGUUCGUCCGAGUGCAGGACUGCUAUUCCCGGCUGUGGACUACCUGAGGAUAUACCUGAUCGAGAACUUAGCUAAUGAUCACAAUAAAUUACUGAAAACCUUUAAGAAUUCUAAAGUGGUCGUUCUAGAUUGCAAGCACAUCGAUAAGAUUGACUUCACUGCGGCGCAUGGAUUGAAUAUGGUGAUGAGAGAUUUCAAGGAAAAGAAUCAUCGCUUGAUUAUGCUACGACCUUCCAAAGAUAUAUUGCGCGCUAUGCAAUCGCUCUCGAAAGAAACGAUUAAAGUGGUCAAUACGGAUGCCGAACUCGUAGCCGCUUUGAAAGAGCACAAUACGGUUAAACGGAUUCACGAGGCUGGUGCAGAGGUAAUAGAUAUGUCGAAUGGAAAAACUACCAUUGGUACGAGGAACGAGCUAACGAGUACGAAACUCUGA